Messenger RNA from Thalassophryne amazonica, 3238 nucleotides. It is a transcript of the gene gtpbp2b, whose product is annotated as GTP binding protein 2b. Gene Ontology annotation, biological process: translational elongation. Lineage: Eukaryota; Metazoa; Chordata; Actinopteri; Batrachoidiformes; Batrachoididae. The transcript has 12 exons. The record is from RefSeq and is a predicted model, not a curated record. Gene Ontology annotation, molecular function: GTPase activity; translation elongation factor activity; GTP binding. Bases 99 to 2006 code for a protein of 635 amino acids.
UCAUCUUCCUCCUCUGCGGUUAUUCUUCCAAACCGGUGUUAAACGAGUCGCCUUUAUUUUAACUUGUCACUGAGUGAACUCAGCCCUGAUCCUGGGCCAUGGUGGACCUGACCGAACCCGGCGUCCUGUCCCCCGGGCAGAGCAGACACGGACCGGGCUCCGGGUCCUGGAAUAACGGCAAGAGACCGUCGAAAAAGUCACGAACGAGGAGAGGCAAACGAGGCCGGAGGAGACGGAAUAAAAAGAAUAACCGAAAUAAAACCCCGCCGCCGUAUCUCCCGCCCGAGGCAGAAGAAGGAAACAUUGAGUAUAAGCUGAAGCUAGUCAACCCCACUCAGUAUCGCUUUGAGCAUCUGGCCACCCAGCUGAAGUGGCGUCUGCAGGAGGGCUGCGGUGAGGCCGUCUACCAGAUCGGCGUGGAAGACAACGGCCUGCUGGUCGGCCUAACGGAGGCUGACAUGAAGGCUUCGCUCAAGACCUUAAAGAGGAUGGCAGAGAAAGUUGGUGCUGAUAUCACACUCCUGAGAGAGAGGGAGCUGGACUUCAACUUGGUCAGAACCACACGGAAGAUUGCAGAAGUCCUUGUUCGAAAAGUUCCAGAUGAUCAGCAGUUCCUGGACCUGCGUGUGGCAGUUCUGGGGAACGUGGACUCUGGGAAGUCGACUCUGCUGGGUGUCCUGACUCAGGGGGAGCUGGAUAAUGGUCGUGGCCGUGCCCGCCUCAACCUCUUCAGGCAUCUGCAUGAGAUCCAGACUGGAAGAACCUCCAGCAUCAGCUUUGAGAUCCUGGGCUUCAACAGUAAAGGGGAGGUGGUGAACUACAGCGAGUCACGCACGGCGGAGGAGAUCUGUGAGAGCUCCUCCAAGAUGAUCACAUUCAUCGACCUCGCAGGACACCACAAGUACCUGAAAACCACCAUCUUUGGGCUCACAAGUUACUGCCCCGACUUCGCCAUGCUGGUAGUGAGCGCCAACACCGGUGUAGCUAGCCUUUUCUCCGCGUGCCUUCUGUGUCCAGCUGGUACCACACGGGAACACCUGGGCCUGGCCAUGGCGCUGAAAGUUCCCAUCUUCAUUGUGGUCAGUAAAGUGGACUUGUGUUCCGCCGGCACUGUGGAGCGAACGGUCCGGCAGCUGGAGCGGGUCCUGAAACAGCCGGGCUGCAACAAGGUGCCCAUGAUGGUCACCAACCCAGAUGAUGCUGUUACUGCUGCACAGCAGUUUACACAGUCUACGAGCGUGACUCCGGUGUUUGCCGUGUCCAGUGUCUCUGGAGCAAGUCUGGACCUGCUGAAGGUUUUCCUGAACAUUCUUCCUCCGCUGAGUAACAGCAAAGAGCAGGAGGAACUGAUGCAGCAGCUCACAGAGUUCCAGGUGGAUGAGAUCUACUCGGUGCCUGAUGUUGGGACUGUGGUUGGGGGAACCCUCUACAGUGGCGUGUGCCGUGAGGGGGAGAGGCUGGUGGUCGGUCCGACUGACGAGGGUCGUUUUCUGCGUCUGAAGGUCGGCAGCAUCCAGAGGAACCGUUCUGCUUGCAGGGUGCUGAGGGCCGGCCAGGCUGCAACGCUGGCACUGGGAAACUUCGACCGCUCCCUUCUACGAAAGGGUAUGGUCAUGGUUAGUCCCAAAAUGAACCCCAACAUCUGCUGUCAGUUUGAAGCUGCCAUCGUCCUACUCUUCCACGCCAAGACCUUCCGCCGGGGGUCACAGGUCACCAUACAUGUUGGGAACGUCAGACAGACGGCCACUGUGGAGUGUCUUCAUGGAAAGGAGGAGCUGCGGACUGGUGAAAGAGCCGUCGUUCGCUUCCGCUUCAUCAAACACCCUGAGUACCUCCGACUGGGCGCCAAGCUGCUCUUCAGGGAGGGCGUCACCAAAGGCAUCGGCCACGUCGCUCGCCUGCUGCCCACCUCCCAGAACCACGACCAGAACCACAACCAGAACCUGAACCUGAGAGAAGACAGCUUCUUCUGUCCUCCAUCUCAGGAGCGGCAGACGCGUCGUUGAGCCUCCGUGAGCGCGCUGCGUGUCUGGACGCUGUCGGAGCAUCACUGGGUUUGAGUUCUUAUAAUCUUCGCGUGUCAGUGUCUGUAGCAUCAUCCUGUCUGAAAUCCUCCUCCCAGCAGCUCCAUCUCCUGCUGGCUUCGUGACCCGCCACAUGCCUGGCGUUAAAGCGGUUGACCUCUUGACCUCUGUGCGUUCGGGGUCUGAUAGCGGUCUGUGGAUUGAUGGAUGAUGCGCUCUGUUACUGAGGGAGGGAUUUAAGGUGGCGAAUUGCUUCAGUCUCAGGUUGGAGAGAGCUGAUGAUGGAUUCCUCUAGCUCCUCCUCCUGCUCCGCCUCCCGCUCAUCCCAGCCAGUCCUUCACAUUCUUCAGCAUGUUCAGGCUGGAUAUCAAAUCUGAAUUUUUCAUAACAUCCUGAGGACUUCUUGAUUCAUCAUAUUUUGACAUUUUAAACAUGAACCCUGAAAUGAUGCAUAUUAAAUUAUUUCCUGGAGCGUGCACGGUGGCGGUUUGGGAUAAAUCGUGUACUCCCAUGUCUGUGAGCUGAAAAGCUUCGUCCAAAAACAAGCAGAUUAUGCUCCAGUUUCACAGUUGGAGCUCACUUAGCCGUUGUACUGAGAUGAACUUGAGCCUUUAACCGUUCAGAGUCCGUCAGUAAAGGACUCAGAUUUUAAAUCAGUCGCAAGUCGACUAAGGCUGAGGCUGCAGAGGCUGUUUCUGUUUUUAAACCCCGCCCCCUGCGUUUAUUUUGCACUUUAUUCUGUUCCAGUGUCACAAACGCGUCAUUGGGAGGAUUUGAUUUGGCGUUACUUUUUUAUUCACCAUAAACUGAAAUGACUUUUCCGCCAGAUGCCCUCAGAGUGACGCGGUUUGUCUUCAUGAUCACAUCCUCCAGCAGCAUUCUGGGACUUCCUGGCACCUUAUGACCUCAGUCACGUUGUUGUCAAAUGAUCUGUGUCACUGCUUCUCUGCUAAUUAUCGUUAAUCAUGAAGGGUUUAAGUUUGUGUCAGAAAAUAAAAUUUCCUCAAGUUUCAAAGAAAAAAACUUUAAAAAUCUUAAAACAGUAAAAAUCAUGAAGCAGUGAUUCCAAAUAAUUAUCAGACGUGAAUCUGCAGAGACACUGAACCGUCAUUAAACUCUGAAUAUUUGGACUCACGUUUUGUUUUUGUAGUCAUUAGGAGGAAACAACACUUAAGAAGAUAUGAAAGUGUUUUUGAGCAGGUGUGUGUCUGAGC